AUGGAUAAUGCAACACAAGCGACACAAGCACACGGUCUGACCGCAGCCGAUGUGUUCGGAGCGGCCGCAGCCGCCGCCUCAAAUCUUCAUAUGGGUCUUUCAGCCGGCACAAUGAUGCUUCCUACCGUAGCGUUCACGUCAUCCGGUGCACAGUCACAAUUGAGCCAAUCAGGAAACGCUCUCUCUAGUGCAGUCUCUGCGACCCCUUCAAUACCGUACUUCUCGUGGCCACCUCAACAACCAAUCAUUAACAUUCCCUUCUUUGAUGCGAAUCUUUAUAAAACCGUGAAUUUGGAUGCACAACCGUCCUGCUUACCCAACGGAAUGGAUCUACCCCUAAACGAUAUUACCACAUUGAGGUGCCACGCACAUUUACAUCUAACCCUGAAAUGUUUUGAGUCGAUUUUCCAGUUG
Molecule: messenger RNA, 414 nt
Organism: Anisakis simplex (herring worm)
Lineage: Eukaryota; Metazoa; Nematoda; Chromadorea; Rhabditida; Anisakidae
Source: the annotation of a GenBank genome assembly